This is a messenger RNA of Achroia grisella, 3952 nucleotides long. It is a transcript of the gene pigeon, whose product is annotated as protein pigeon. The record is from RefSeq and is a predicted model, not a curated record. Gene Ontology annotation, biological process: positive regulation of amyloid-beta formation. The coding region runs from base 176 to 3007 and encodes 943 amino acids. Lineage: Eukaryota; Metazoa; Arthropoda; Insecta; Lepidoptera; Pyralidae. The transcript has 14 exons. Gene Ontology annotation, cellular component: trans-Golgi network.
UUUAAACAGCAACUUCAUGUUCUACUACAGCUGGCCGCCAGCUGAUUGAAAAUCGUGUGAGAAAAGUCAAUAAAAGUAGGUGCGCUUCUGUGGAUAUAUUGAUAACGUGGCUACACAGUGACAUAUUUGUGCGUUAUGUGAAUAACAGGUGUAGUUUACGACAAUAUCAAUCGAUAUGGCCGUGCAAAAUAUCGCAGUGAAAUUAUGUGGUGUAUUGCAGUCGCAGUCAGAUGAAGAAGUGACCGCUAGAGAAUGGCGACUGCUGGGGCAAGAACAAGAUGGAUCCCAAUUGCUGUCCUGGGUUUCAAAAAAUGGCAUCAAUGACGUACUUAAUAUUGGUGUUUAUACCAACAAAACCAAAGUUUUGACCACUCUCUACACUUUCCAAGAAAAAUUAAAUAUAAUACAAGCAUCGGUGAAUGCUACUCGUAGUUUGCUGGUAUAUGUUGUAAAACAGCUACCCAGUGAAGAUGGUGACUGUGAACAGCCACUGUAUUGUCCCUAUUUAAUCUGUUUACUCCCCGAUAAAGAGAGCAGCCCAGUGGAAGUGGAAGAAGGGUCUACAAAACAGAUAAUGGUGCAGUAUGUUUAUGGAAAGAGCAAUAAAUAUAGCCCAGGAAUAAGGAAUGAUCGGUUUCUUCUGUUUAAACAUUUGGAAUGUAUUAAAAUAUACCGCACACCAUUGUUCUUGAAUGAGUGUGAUGAUGGAACAGAAAAAUGGGGCUUUGACGGCAUCUACACAGAGCCAGAGACAAUAGUGAAGGUUUUCUCAUGGUCGCAGUGGGACUGUGCUAAUCAGGUGCUUUACUACAUUCACUAUCGCCCACCGACGCAGAGUUUCGCCGAAGGUGAAGAGGUAAAGUCGCCAUCCGAAGCAACUCCGACGCUUUCAGCUCUCCAGUUCCACGCUGAUUUGCCUCAUGAAACAGUUUUGAACAUUCCGCUGAGCCUGCCGCACGUGGCGAGCUCGAGCGAGGGUGCCGCGUGUGGUGCGUACGAGGAUGAUCCCGUGCCACUGCGGGUACACGACUGCAGCCUGGACCUUCAGAUCGUGUGUGACCAGAGGGGCAUAAUAUGCAUAUGCCAUCACUACCUGUAUAAGCCUCUAGACGACUCAACCACAUCCCUAGUACUGGAAGACUGUGCGGAUCUGAAGGAUUCGGGCGUAAACUUCGCCUAUUCAAUAACGCUGCUACAGCAUGGUUGUGUAGUGCACUGUGUGGUACCUGACCUGCCGUGGACUCGCGCCAAGUCCUUGAGGCCAUCGUAUACGUUAUAUGCAGAAAACCAUCUCCUAGUGAACAUUCCAAUGUUAUUCACUCAUCUCAUCGACAUCAGUUUACACCACGAGCCGUGCUGCCACAUCGUUAUACCGAUGGAAGACAGCGACAGUGGGCCCAGCCUCGCCCCACUGCUGGGCUGGGGACCCCACGCCAUGAUCGAUCUCAACACUUUAGAUGUAGUGAUGAUGACUGUCCAAGAGAAGGACAUCACGGCGACGUUCAAAAGUAACACAGCUAUAGAGAACAAACUUGCGAUUAUGCAUUACUUGAUACAGCAUGAGGGCAAUAUGGAUCUGGCUGAGGAGUUGAUAUCGUGGAUGUGCGUGAACCAGCGCGAGGGUCUGGGCGCGUUGCAGCGCGUGAUGCAGGAGUUCCUCAUCGGGACCACGUACGCCGUCACCCGGCGCUCGCUGCCCACCUCCGCACUCGGCCUCAUGAAGAUGCUACCCUUCACACUCCAUCUCAAGUUUGGUGACGUUAAGGUGUGGGAGACGUCGGUGUCGGUGAGCCAGGAGAAGCUGUGGAACAGCGCGGCCGUGGUGCUGGCGCCGCGACAGCGCGUGUGUCAGUUCGCGGAGGACGUCUGGACGAGAGUCUGGGCCGCGCUCAGCCGCCCGCCCGGCCCGCGCCUGCAGCCCGCGCACGUGCUCGACAAGCUGCGCGUCAGCCUCCACUGCUACCAGCCGGAAGCGUUGUCGCGGUGCACCACGCCGCUGUCCCCGAUGGGCGGGGGCGUGGGCGGCGUGGGCGGCGGGGGAGUCCCGGGGAUCCCGGGGGGAGGAGGCUCGGGCGCGACCGGGCGGCGCGCUACUCACCAGGACCUGCUGCCGUUCUUCGAGGUGGACGUGUGCACGGCCAGUAAGCAGGAGCACGUGAUCGCUGCGAAUCUGCGCGAGGUGAGCGUGCACCUCAUGCGGUCCAGUGAGCGGGCGAAGGGCGGGGGCGGGGGCGUGGGCGGGGCGGGGGGCGGGGCGGGCCCGGAGGGCGGGGGCGGGGCGGGGCUCGAGAGCGGCGUACACGCGCUCGCCACGCGCUGGGCGGCCGCGCAGCUUGACGCCUCGCGCGCGCUCUGUCGAGCUGUCACGAGGGCAGCCGCCGCCGCGCCGGUACACCACCAGCACAGGGGGUUCACCUUCAUUGAUGAAAUGGACCCUACGCACGCGUACAUAGUGUUCAAACUCCUGGAGCAGUACUUCCUCGCGACGGACUCGAUCGCGUUCCCGCUGCCGGCCGGGUUCAGUUCGUUCUUCACGUACCUCGGCUACCGCACGCUACCGUUCCACGCGUUCAUUCAAUACGUGCAUAGAAACGUGUUCGAACUGCAGAUCGACGUGCUGAAGGCUAUUAUAGCUUGUAAGGAUGACAGCGAGAAAACAGUGAGAAACAAGCUCCGGCUGAUCCAACUGGUGGGCGAGGGCCGCGGGCGGCGGGCGCUGGCGGCGUGGCCGCACCGCCGCGCGCUGGUGCUGCGCGCGCGCGACCACGCCGCCUCCCUGCUGAGCGGCGGCGGCGCGGGGGCGGCGGGGGCGGCGGGGGCGGCCGCCUCCGCCAGGCACCGGCCCGCGCGCGACGCCGGUAUCGCAGCGUUACCAUCCGGCGAGCGUCUGUCGCCACUCGACACAUUUUUGGAUCUACUGACGGCUAAAGCGAGCCUCAAUGAACUGGACUUCAACCUCAUUAUAGAGGCGACAUUAGCAUCAGUGCAACAAGAUACAGCAGCAUAAUACAAAUUAUUGUAAUUCCCAUAGCAGUCCUUAUUUAAAAGGAUUAGACAAACAUUAUAUAAUAAAUGCGAAAUUAAUGGAAAUAUGAGUUACCAUUUGUAUAUCGUAGUAACUCCUAUAUGUUAUCAUAUUUAUAUUACUCGUAUUAAUACUAUAAUACGAGUAUAUACGAUACUGUAUGAUUUUUUGCCGUUCGGAGAAAAAUAUUAAACUAAAAUAAACAAUAUUUACUCAUUAAUAGUAGUAAGUUGAUUGGACUAAAUCAAUUUACUACUCGCGACAUCUAUCUAUACUUAUUAUUAUUAUUAUCAUAGUGAUAUGACACAAUCUAUAAUAAUUCUAGUGAGGUCCUUUUACAAUAGUAGUGCUAUUAAUAAUUGAACUACAAUUAUAAUUACCAGCGAUUUAAUUUUCUCUAAAUAUAUAGUAGAGGUUCACUCUACACUAUGUAUAGCACAGUGUUUUUUUAUCGCGUAUAGAUCGGGUAUGGCUUAAAUGUAUUUGGGAAUGUACCAUGUUAUUUUUAUUUGGUAAAAGGAACUAAAGAAAUCCUCAGCAUUUUUAGAUUAAAAUUAACAAAAAAAGGUGUUCCCCAAAAUAAAUUUCAAUUUUAAUAUCCAUCAAAUCUUAUUAUUCUUAUUAAGUCUUUUUUUUCCUCACGGCAAAAGUCAGGUGUCAUUCUGGUAUCUUUUCUUGUGUAGCUUUGGAAUGUUGUAUUCAUUACUUUAAAAUAUAUUAUGAUCAGUAUAUAAUUUGAUAGUGUAAUCUGCUGAGCGGCUAUAUUAAUUGAUAGUGUAAUUUAAGAGUUAGGUAUUUUUCAGACCAAAGAAAAGCAUAAAUGUGUUUUGUUGUGUUAUUUGUCAUUCCAUAUUAGUGCAAUAUAUGAUAGUUUAAUUAUUAAAUUAUUAUUUAAGUAUUUAAUUUAAAAUAAUGUCUUGUGAUAUU